AUGCCGUUCUCAAUUAACAAUCCCCUGCCCUCGUCUAUGAGAAGCGAGUGUAGGAAGGCUGGCAAGAUCUUAGCAUCGUUCGUAGACCCGAGGCAGGCUUUUGGGCCUGACAAGAUCAUUCCUCCGCAGGUCCUCGCGAACGCGAAAGGCCUCGCUAUUCUUACAGUAUUCAAAGCCGGUUUCCUCGGCACCGCGCGUUUCGGAUCCGGCAUAGUAGUCGCGAGACUCGCCGACGGCUCGUGGUCGGCACCCUCUGCUAUCGGUACAAUCGGCGGUGGUUUCGGCGGCCAGAUUGGCUUUGAACUUACGGAUUUCGUCUUCAUUCUGAACGAUGCGAACGCAGUCAAGACCUUCGCGCAGGCGGGCUCCCUCACAUUCGGCGGUAACGUGUCGAUAGCCGCGGGGCCUGUGGGACGCAAUGCCGAAGCAGCCGGCGCGGCGAGCUUGCGCAGUGUGGCAGGCAUCUUCAGCUACAGCAAGACCAAGGGCCUGUUCGCAGGCGUCAGUCUGGAAGGCAGUGGCAUGAUCGAGCGUAGGGACGCUAAUGAAAAGCUGUACGGCCGUCGGUGGACUGCGCGGGAGCUGCUGGGCGGACAGGUGACACCGCCGCCCGCCGCAGAGCCGCUCAUGCGCGUUUUGAACUCGAGGAUCUUCGCGGGCGUGGCAGGCGCGAACAACGCAGACGCCAUGUACAACGACAUUCCCGUGUACGACGAUGCGCACGACGACGUUGUCUGGAACGGCCGCCGCGGAUCCGCAAUGGGCGAAGGCGUCCGCACGAACCGCACAGGCUCUCUGAGCCAAGCCGACGACGAAUACGUAUACCGCGACCGACCAUCGCGCGCUUCCACAUGGCAAGACGAUGUGUACGACCGCCAGCCCGCAUCUGCCGGCAUUAAUCGCUCUUACUCCACUCGCGCGAACCCCAACGAAACCUUCGACCGCUUUGAUAAUAGGUCGAGCAGAGGCUCAGCUUUCGGCGAUGACUUUUACGGUCGACAGGACACGAAGCCAGGACGGCCGACUGCGCCAAAACCUGUGUUCAGAAGGGAUAGCAUGAAGCCUGGGCAGGCGAUUGCCAAGUUUACCUUCGAUGCAGACCAGGAGGGAGAUCUUGGGUUCAAAAAAGGGGAGAUCAUCACCAUCGUUAAAAAGACAGAAAGCGAAGCAGAUUGGUGGACAGGGCGGAUAGGAGAGAGAGAGGGCAUAUUCCCAAGCAACUACGUCGAGGUCGUUGACUAG
Molecule: messenger RNA, 1242 nt
Organism: Didymosphaeria variabile
Lineage: Eukaryota; Fungi; Ascomycota; Dothideomycetes; Pleosporales; Didymosphaeriaceae
Exons: 4
Coding region: 1-1242 (413 amino acids)
Biological process (GO): actin cortical patch localization; actin filament bundle assembly
Cellular component (GO): actin cortical patch
Molecular function (GO): actin filament binding; phosphatidylinositol binding
Source: RefSeq, a predicted model, not a curated record